Messenger RNA from Tachysurus fulvidraco (yellow catfish), 1501 nucleotides. RefSeq names its product NACHT, LRR and PYD domains-containing protein 1-like. The transcript is spliced from 9 exons. The record is from RefSeq and is a predicted model, not a curated record. Gene Ontology annotation, biological process: regulation of apoptotic process. The coding region runs from base 13 to 1152 and encodes 379 amino acids. NCBI's taxonomy places the organism in Eukaryota, Metazoa, Chordata, Actinopteri, Siluriformes, Bagridae.
GAGAGAAAGAAAAUGGAGAAAUCUGUUCUACUGACUGCUUCUUCAGAGGAGACUUUGAUGGAGCUUUUCAUUCCAGAACUAGUUGAAAACUACGCUGGGAAUAAGAACAAAGAUGAAUAUAGGUUCCUCUGUGAUCAUGCUGGUCAGUUUAUGUGCAAAUUGACCAGUCUUGUGUUUGAGAUGGAUGGGAAAGGGGAAGUGCUGUACAGAAUAGAGUCCUGGGACAGCUGUGACUUGGAUGGACUAGGACACCUGCAGCUUGCAGGACCUUUGUACAGUAUCGCCUGCCAUGAAGGCUCUAUCCGUCAUCUGCAUCUUCCACAUUGUGAGAUCUGUACAGAUGAGGUUAAAUUGAUUUCAGCACAUGUGACUGGUGGUAAUGUGGAACUUAUUCAGCCACUAAAAGUAACAAACACACAUGUCAUCAUAGACAUUCAAGGUCUCUCCUUAUUUGGCCUCUUGAAACGUAUUUCCCUAAAAUUUCCCGUCAAAGCCCAAGUGAUUUUGUUCUACAAAAAAAAAUAUGGAAAUUCCAGGAAGAGUAAACUGCAUAUACAUCUUUUGCCAGGCAAUGUGCCAGUUGAAGAGGUGCACAGACAGCAUAGGAGCAUGACAUACAUUGAGACAAGCUCCAAAUGUAAACUGACUUCUGGCAAAAAAUACAAGCCAUGUUGUAAAGAUACUGACCAUGACUAUGUAUUACAACCCAGGAUUGAGAAGUUUGAUUGUGACUAUGGCCCAAACUAUCAUCCUACAUUUGAGAUGUUCUGUAAAACUGAGGUUGAUGAAGUCACUGUAGGUCUUUUGGAUGAAAAUGACCAGGAAGUGUGGCAGCCCCGUUUGGUCUUGCUUGCAGGUACAGCUGCAGCCACACCCACACCCACAUCAGAUACCACAGGUGCUGACUUUAUGGAUCGACACAUGGAACAUCUCAUUCAGAGAGUUUCUUCGGUAAUGGAGAUAGCAGACUGUUUAAAGAGCAAGAUGAUGAUUAGUAAUGAAAAGUACAAGGAAAUUCAUGCAGCAUCACCAUCAUGUGAGCAAAUGAGGCUCCUGUACAAAUCUCUCAAUACAGGAGUUGUGAAAGCAGAAGCCUAUAAAGUCCUUAAGGAGAAAGAGCCUUACUUAGUGGAUGAAUUGAGUCUGGAUUGAUCCUCACAAUUUUAAUUCCACAAUUUUAUUUGUAUAGACAUUAAGAUGUUUGAUAUAUAUUUUUAUGAUUGGGUUUUUAAUUUGUUAUACAGUAUUUCCUAACAGAGUAUAUCUUAUAUGUAGAACAGCAUCAUAAAUCUUGCUGUUCUGCGGAAACCUCCUAUGUCCAAAUUUUGUCAAUUUCAUAUUUUUUCGUAUAUCGAUGAUAUUGGUCAGUCUCCAUGUGGGUCUGUUAUUUUUACAAGUUAUGAACCAAUUUAAAGUCUUGAAAAUAGCUUGAGCACAAAUCUCUUAACUCCAUUGGACACUUCAACUGUCCACCUCUUCUUCACUCCGCGGGAGAGCUUAG